AAAAUUGCAAUUGGUAUUGAUCUGGGAACUACGUACUCAUGUGUGAGUGUCUUCCAGAAUGGCAAAGUUGAAAUAAUUGCCAACGACCAGGGCAACAGAACCAUGCCUUCCUGUGUGGCCUUCACAGACACAGAACGCCUCAUUGGUGAUGCGGCAAAGAACCAGGUGGUGUCGAAUCCAAACAACACAAUCUUUGAUGUAAAAAGAUUAAUUGGCUGGAGGUUUGAUGACUACAACGUCCAGCCUGAGAUGAAAUAUUGGCCUUGUAAUGCCAUCAAUGAGUACGCGAAGCCCAAGAUUCAGGUAGAGUACAAAGGAGUAAGUAAGAAAUUUUGUCCGGAAGAAAUUUCCUCAAUGCUGCUUAUGAAAAUGAAGGAAACAGCGGAAGCAUAUUUGGGAACUACAGUGAAGGAUGCAGUUAUUACUGUGCCAGCGUACUUCAAUAAUUCUCAGCGCCAGGCUACCAAGGACGCUGGAACCAUCUCUGGUCUCAAUGUGCUGCAUAUCAUUAAUGAACCCACCGCCGCUGCCAUCGCUUAUGGUUUUGACAAGAAUGUUAUUGAUGACCGCAAUGUGCUCAUCUUCGAUCUCGGCGGUGGUUCUCUUGAUGUAUCAGUUUUGACCAUCGGGGAUGGCGAAUUUCAAGUGAAGUCAACUGCUGGUGACACUGAUUUGGGUGGUGAAGAUUUUGAUAAUCGUUUGAUGAAUCAUUUCCUUCGAGAGUUUAAGCUCAAGUACAAGAGAGACGUUGGUGAAAGCAAGCGUUCACUUGUUCGCCUCCGAAUUGCUUGUGAACAUGCUAAGCGUACACUGUCCUCCACUACAAGUGCCACUGUAGAAAUAGACUCAUUCGAAGGUGUUGACUUCCACUCAUCGAUCACUCGUGCUCAAUUCGAAGAGUUGUGUGAAGACUUGUUUCUUGUCUCUAUUGACUUAGUUGAAAAAGUUCUCAGUGAUGCGAACAUGGACAAAGGCCAAAUUCACGACAUAAUCCUUGUGGGAGGUUCUACUCGCAUCCCAAAGAUCCAGAAGCGUUUGAAAGACUUUUUCGACGGAAAGGAACCGAAUCAAUCUAUCAAUCCUGAUGAAACAGUGGCAUGCGGUGCAGCUGUUCAGGCUGCUAUUUUGUGUGGUGGAAAGUCCACACCUGUUCAACAUUUCAUUGUAUUAGAUGUUACGUCCCUCUCCCUGGGUAUAGAGACACCCAAGGGCAUGAAGAGUGGGUUUAUCAAGCGCAACACACCCAUUCCAAUGCAGAAAAAGUAUAAUUUCUCCACCUUUGUAGAUAACCAGUUGAAUAUAAAUUUUGGUGUUUACGAGGGAGAGCGUUGGAAGGUUGUAGCCAACAAGCUUCUUGGGCGCUUUGUGUUAACUGGUAUUCCAUUGGCAACUCGACGUAUACCUCAAAUCGAAGUCACCUUUUCUAUCGAUGCCAAUGGUAUCCUGAAUUUGUCUGCACUAUGCAUGAGUACUGCAAAAGCGUACAGUAUCACCAUCCUUGAAGAUAAGGAUCAUCUGAGCAAAGGGGAUAUUGAGCGUAUGGCGCAAGAGGCAAAGAAAUACAAGGCUGAAGAUGAAAAACAAAGGGAACGAAUUUCUGCCAAAAGUGCACUAGAAUUUUGUUGUUUUAAUAUUAAGUCUUUUAUGGAAGAAGGAAAGUUUAAGAACAAUGUUUCUGAUGACGACAGAAACACUAUGCUGGAAGCUUGCAACGAUGCAAUCAAAUGGUUAGAUGACAAUGAACGUGGCGAGACGGUCCAAUUCGAGCACAGAAUGAACAAAUUAAAUCGAAUAUGCAGCCCAAUCAUCAAGAAAAUUCGCGAAUCAUCUGAAGGUGCUUGUGGAGGAUCCCCCGACACAGACAAGAAGAUGAUUGAGGCCCCCAUCAGUGAAGAGGAAGGUCCAAAUCAGAGGCAAAAUAUCAAAACCAAGAACAGUGAUGAACGACGAGAACGUAACAUAUCGAGGAACGUGUUGCGGUGUUAUUGUGAGUACUUAAAGUGGUUCAUGGAAGAGAACUACGGGAAGGUGGUGAGCGAGUGUAACAGAACUAUUAAAUGGCUUCACGACAACCCAGAAGCCAGCAAGGAAGAAUGCCAAGACAUGAGGCAACGGGUUGAGAAAGUCGUCCAGGCCACCUUGACCAACCUUAACCAUGGCGCUGGUAGCAACGGUGGUUCUGGUGCUGUGUGAAUGAUCUUACAAGAGAUUUAAGGAAUUUACGCUGU
Procambarus clarkii (red swamp crayfish) is the source of this 2228-nucleotide messenger RNA. RefSeq names its product heat shock cognate 71 kDa protein-like. Gene Ontology annotation, molecular function: ATP-dependent protein folding chaperone; ATP binding. Gene Ontology annotation, cellular component: cytoplasm; cytosol; plasma membrane. The record is from RefSeq and is a predicted model, not a curated record. NCBI's taxonomy places the organism in Eukaryota, Metazoa, Arthropoda, Malacostraca, Decapoda, Cambaridae.